CUAUGAGACUUAUUGGUUUGAUUUAACUGAUAAAAGUUUGAAUUGGUGCUUUUUGAUACUUAAGCAGCGGACUUCUACCCGAGGGAAAAACCUCAAAAAAGACGAUUAAACAAAGAGAAUGGGAAAAAACUGUAAGCCUACAUAGCUAUAACAAAAAGCAAUUGAAUGAGAGGACCAACGAUGGAUUACUCAUUGUUCGGAUGGUUUCUUUAUUAGAAGAUAUAAAAAACAGGAGACAGACACACACACAAAAAAAAAACACCUCAUUCCUCAAUAAGGUCACUUCCUCUGUUUGAAUGAGGCGCUUAUCACGAUCUUUUGGAAUUCAGGAUGAUGGAGGAGCACGUCCAAAAGUUAAGACUAGUGAAGCGAAUGAAUUCUUGGCAGUUUCGGGACAACCAUUGCUUACCGCAUUAGACGAGGAAUUAACGGAAGAUCAGUUAACACAGCUUUACAUACAGUCGUGUUUUGCAGCACAAAAUUACCUGGGGACCUCAAGCAAGGUUUACAGCUCCACGACACAAGAAAUUAUAAGUUUCAUGCAGGAUCUGUUUUGGAAGUUACCCCCCGAGAAACAACAAGAGCUACAAAGUCAGGCAACUCGAAUGAAGGAAAAUCCUAUUCAACUAAUAGUUAAAGUUCUGGAAGCUAAAGAAUUACCGUCAAAUGAUGCAAGUGGUUUAUGUGAUCCCUACUGCAGACUGUGGAUUAACAAAAAACAGAGCAGAACAACAGAAGUGAAAGAACAGAAUCGAAAUCCUGUCUGGAGAGAAACAUUUACAUUAGACAUCAGCAACGCACAGAAAGAUGUGUUACAUGUAGAUAUUUGGGAUAGAGACCCGCGUAGUAUCAAGGGAGCUUUGGCUGAAUGGAAGUAUGUUAAAGGUGUUCGAAGCUGUUUAAGGUUUUUCAAGGACUUAGCAGAGAACGUUUUAUUACGAAAAGCAAAAUAUAUAGAUGAUUACAUGGGAGGUUUUCGGAAACCAAUUCAGAUCAUACCAUCUGUCGGCCUUGAUGUGCACUUUGACCUACGCAGCAAAACUGAGAAGGAGCCCGGACUCCCCAGUUCACAUGGGACAAUGCACGUGCAGCUCCAUUUCAAAGUGAAGCUUCCGGAACAUACAGAUCACGUUGUGGCACUGCAAAAUCACCUUAGACUUGUCAAGCUCUGUUUCGAGAAUAGUUUUCUACGGAAAAAGACAGAAAAUGUUUCAUUGUGGUUUGAAUGGACUCAAGUUCUUCCUCCCCCAUCAAGAACGUUGUUACUACAACAUAAGUUACAACAAGGUCUUACAGCAGAAGAGAUGAUUAUUUGUCGCUGGAUGGCGCUGUCUAAACUGAUCUUGAAGAGGAGAAUCACCGUUAGUUGUGCCUUGUUGUUUACCAUGCUGGAAGAAAUAAAACAGAUUCGAACAAGGGACGAUGACUGGCAAAUCUCUGAAGAGUUAUCUCAAGCCUACACUUCCAUGAUGGCUUCCUUCACGAAUUACCUGUGUUCUCAGCUCAGACAUUUUCACGGUUUAUUUGAUCUGUCAGAUCAGACGUCAACUUUCGAGCUCAUUAGUCUCCUUCAUUGCCUCAUUACAUUAGAGCAAAUCGUAGACAUUAGUGUUAUAGAUCAAGCAGAAGAAGCACUUCAGGCUGAAGCGUCAGACUGGCAUAUGGCUGUGGUUCAUUCUCAACUUCUUACAAGUCAGUCAAUUACAGCCGAACGUUUGAAGGAGAUCGUCGCCACCUACAGAGAGAAUCAUCAACGUGCGAACACCAUAUUCUCCAAUGACAGAGAAUCCCUAGAAUUAGAUAAUGUUCCUAACUGGUUUGGACACGAAGCAAUCGAGAAAUGGUUUAUCUGGGCAGAAGAAAAUGCUCUGGUCUGGAUAUCUGGGUUAAUUGAACUGGAUGAGAUGGAGCCAGUUAAUGACGAACUGAAAUUUGGGCGGUCAGCACGAGACACGAUGGACAUUGUUCACCAUAAACUGGUAGAUUUGUGGCAAAGUCUGGAGUGGCCGAAUAUCGACUGCACAGUGUCUUUAGUCAAGGUCUUACAUAAUUGUUUCAUUCAUUUUGCUCGUGAGAUGGAGAAGAAGAUAGCAGCCCACGGCUACUUCGACACAGAAGGUGUGUUCGAGAUUCAGAUAAAGUUUUGCGUUUCCGUCACCAGUAUGACGUCGGUUGUGACGUAUAUAGAAGGAGUGAAAAGUAAUAUAGUAUUGAAUCUAGAACAGGCUGGACAGACUAGUGUUCAGAUCGCCGAAAUCUGCCAACCAUUGGACUCUGCUUCAGACUUCAUCCUUAAUGUUGUUCGAUCUGUAUUUGCUGGGGUUGUUCUUAAGAUGAGACCCGAACUGCAGCGACUGUUAGGACAGAUCGGAAAAGCUACCAACGAAGCACAACAACACCGGGCCGUUUUCGAACUAUCAGAUUAUAUAGACGAAACCUUGCACAGCAUGAACCUAUUUCUCGACACUGUGGCCUUCCAUAAUCUCGCUCGACAAAUCUGGGGAGCAGUCAUCAUCACGAUGAAGGAUGAAACUGAAGAUAUUCUUCAAGAACAGAUUUGCUGUCGACGAAAACGACCACUUAAAAUCAAAGGUUUCAUCACUGCCUUGAAACAGAUGGAGCAGAUAUUUCACGGGGACGGUAAAGGUCUUUCUGUGAACGAGAUUACGAACACUCGGCACUAUAAAGAUCUGAGUGAAGAUCUAACGAACUUCUUGCUAUUGAGUGGUGAGACCGGAGAUUCGUGACAGAUACGAAAAUCCUGUUUGUUUUCACGCUUUUCACCAAUCAGAAAAAAAAACGCAAAUAUAUAUAUAUAUACAUAUGUCUCAUCUUUCUACAUCAGUACCAAAUCUGAAAUAAAGGUGUCUCCGAGGCGUAAAGAAAAUCAGAAAAUAUUUGGGUAACAAUAUUUUGUAAAAUUUAUAAGAUUAGAUGCAAU
This is a messenger RNA of Limulus polyphemus (Atlantic horseshoe crab), 2941 nucleotides long. Its product is annotated as BAI1-associated protein 3-like. The record is from RefSeq and is a predicted model, not a curated record. The transcript is spliced from 24 exons. Bases 297 to 2747 code for a protein of 816 amino acids. Lineage: Eukaryota; Metazoa; Arthropoda; Merostomata; Xiphosura; Limulidae.